AUGGGACAUAACCUGGUCCAAGUUGUGUUGACCUUGGCGGCCGUCAGCGCUUUAUCAAUCCCCCUCAGACCGUCUGCUGAGCCAAUGACUUUGCCCGCGGUCUUUGAGCGCUCAGAGCCAAGUGAAGGAUGCCUCCUGAAGCGCUCCGAAUUUAAAGAACAUAAUAAUACAGCAGGCGGACUCCAAGCCAGCUGCCUCCAAUAUCAGAAACAGAUUAACGAAGCCUUCACGAAAUGUUCUGAGAGGGCUGAGAACGUCAUCAACGCCCUGGAGAGCAAAGACUUUCCCUCCAAGGACAAAACUGUCCAGGAAACCGGCCAGCCAAAACAAGACGGCAAGGAAACCCUGCAGAGGUUGCUGGAAGAUUGGUUUGAUGUCGGGAUAAACGACACGGAGAGAAUCACAGAAAUAAAGAAGGAAUAUAAAAGUAUUAAGGAAGAAUGUGAUAAAAAGGAAAAGACUCGUUUCGGUAUCUAUUGUGAGGACUGCCCGGAAAAUAUCCUCGGACAAGCAUAUGGAGGUACAGGCCCGAUUCGUCUCUGCAAGCUAGCCCUCGAGAGAGACAGAAGAUCAACAAAUAUUCGUGAUGUAGACCUUGGCGGCACACUCAUGCACGAGAUGUCCCAUGCUAUCAGCAAUACGAACGAUACAGGGUAUGGCGUGACGAAGUGUAAGAAUCUUAAGACAAGGGCUGCCAUACAGAAUGCGGAGAGUUAUAUGUUCGGUGCUCUGGCUGCCACCUUGGGGGAUAAUACUGGUCCAAGCGGUGAGGGAGGAUAA
Metarhizium brunneum ARSEF 3297 is the source of this 780-nucleotide messenger RNA. RefSeq lists its product as uncharacterized. Gene Ontology annotation, molecular function: metalloendopeptidase activity. The record is from RefSeq and is a predicted model, not a curated record. NCBI's taxonomy places the organism in Eukaryota, Fungi, Ascomycota, Sordariomycetes, Hypocreales, Clavicipitaceae.